AUGGACGAUGAAAUCCCUGACCUUGUCGACAUCGGUGGCUCUGCUCACCCGCCAGACGUGCCUUCAGACUCAACACCAUUGAGAAAGGUACCCAUUACCAUUGUAACAGGCUACCUAGGUGCAGGCAAAACGACACUGCUGAACCAUAUUCUCACGGCCAACCAUGGCAAGAAAAUUGCAGUCAUUUUAAACGCAGAAUUUGGCAACACCGCCGACAUCGAGAAGGCUCUGACCGUAAGUCAAAACAACCAAUCCAGCACCGAAUGGAUCCCGUUGGCCAACGGCUGCAUAUGCUGCAGCGUUAAGGACAGCGGAGUAGCUGCUCUGGAAUCUCUGGUGGAGCGGCAGAGGGAUUUUGACUAUAUAUUGCUCGAGACCACCGGAGUUGCGGACCCGGGAAACAUCGCCCCGAUGUUCUGGUUGGACGAAGGGUUGGGCAGCAGCAUCUACCUUGACGGGAUUGUGACCGUUGUCGACGCAAAGAACAUCCUGAGGAGCCUGGACGAGCCGAUACCCAAUGAAUUGCCGGCGUCGGAAACGGACAAGGAGGCACCACUCACUCCCGACGAGCGUCACCACCAUCAAUCUCCGCUACUCACUACCGCGCAUCUCCAAAUCUCUCACGCCGACGUGAUCAUCUUGAACAAGGCAGAUCUAAUCUCCGAGCCAGACCUAUCCGAUAUCGGUUCACGUAUCUUCUCUAUCAACAGCCUUGCUCGCCUCUUCUGCACCACUCACUCCCGCAUCGACGAGCUCAGUGGCACAGUGCUCGACCUGAACGCGUAUUCAACAUUUCCUAAUACGCACUCUCCGCAUUUCUCCUUGAAAGGCCAUUCACACCUUGACCCCACAAUCUCGACUCUUACUCUGCCUUUGCGAGCAAUCGACCCCCAAGAGCUACCGGUGCUGCAAGACUGGCUAGAGACGCUGCUCUGGGAGGCUGAGGACCGCCAGGAAGGCCAGUUGCGCAAAUAUGAGAUCCACAGAACGAAAGGAUUGGUUUUGAUCACUGACGGUACCAUCCGAGUUGUCCAGGGUGUCCGAGAUAUCUUUGAGAUCAUCCAGCCGCCAACGCCGGGUGAUGGUACAGAUGACGGCGAAGCAAGCAAGCAACAAGGUAGAAUCGUCUUGAUUGGACGAAACCUGGAUCUCGUCUCUGGAGCUGGCCCUAUUCCAUUCACUUCGUGA
This is a messenger RNA of Capronia epimyces CBS 606.96, 1188 nucleotides long. RefSeq lists its product as uncharacterized. The transcript has 3 exons. The coding region runs from base 1 to 1188 and encodes 395 amino acids. Gene Ontology annotation, cellular component: cytoplasm. The record is from RefSeq and is a predicted model, not a curated record. NCBI's taxonomy places the organism in Eukaryota, Fungi, Ascomycota, Eurotiomycetes, Chaetothyriales, Herpotrichiellaceae.